AUGUUGGUGAAAGAUGAAGAUUGUAAAAGCAGGUGGAAAAGCAUAAGAGAUUAUUAUCAGCGUAGAAGAAAAGAAUAUUUGAAAGGGACAACGACUGGUUCGGCAAAAGGGGAUUGUGCAAAUAAUUUUUUUAAGAAAUUUGAGAAUCUCCGAUUUUUGGAUGGUACCUCAAUUGUGGAAAGAAAAACCAUCAGUAACAUCCAAAUUUGUAGUGACGACAGUCAGGACACUCAACAAAAAACACAAAUACCUGACGAGGAGAUAGAAAUCGAUGAAAAUGUAUAUUUUCUUGAUGAUAACGAAAUUAGAGAAAAUGAGGAUGUCGAACGCUCAAAUAUAAAUGAGUUUGAAGUUCCGGCCAUAAGUCGCAAAAUUCCCAACAAGGAACCCCCACAAUCCGAGAAUCCUAUUAAGAAAAAAAGGGUUGUUUCCAAAGAAAAAAAUACAUUACUACUAGACGAAAUAAAAAAAGGUCGAGCAGAACGAACAAAUAUUCUUCGAGAGCUUGUGAAUAACACACAACCACAAAAGCAGCAGUCAGAACUGGAAUUGGGAGAUCCUGCAAUAAGUAUGUUUUUUAAAAGUAUAGCUGCCACAGUUUCUGGAUUUAUUGCCAUUCACAAGGCUAAAAUCAAAGCCGAAAUUAUGAAAAUAGUUUCAGACUAUGAAAUAAAAGAAUCUGAACUACAGGCAAGUACAUCUACGGGACAAGUGCACAGUGAAUGGGUAGAAGCUUCAAAUUAUACCAGAUUUCCACCAACUACAUCGUCUAGAUGUGACCGUUCUUUAGUGGACAAUAUAUAUAUUAGUUCUGAAGAAACAAGUGUGCGCUCUCAAAGUGCAAAUUCCUACAUUCAUUCGCCAGAUUCAUAUGACAGCAACUAA
Molecule: messenger RNA, 885 nt
Organism: Psylliodes chrysocephalus
Lineage: Eukaryota; Metazoa; Arthropoda; Insecta; Coleoptera; Chrysomelidae
Source: the annotation of a GenBank genome assembly